UUGUGCACGAAUUGUUUUUCCUCUAGUUCAGCUACUUAACUAAAUCGAAGUCUUGACGACGUGUCCAGCAUUAGCCACAUUACGGAUUCAAACAUCAGUCUUCAAGUCUAGUCACUCGUUGAAGUUUUGUCGCCUACUUUAGCUUAGCCUGGCUUGCUAACCGCUAACAAAGCUGCAAGGCACGCCGUCUAGCGUUCAGAAAACAAGUGAGAAAUAUGUGCGCGAGAACUACACCGACUGCAGAAAAGUUCCAAGAGGAACUUUACGGAGUAAAAGAGGAGCCCCCACGUCACCAAGAUUCGACUAUGUGCAAAAUAAUGCACGCAAAGGUUGUUCUUCGCAGACUCGAAGAUAUAUAUGUCAGCCAAGCCCAUCGUCUGGAGCACCAGGAGUCUUUAUGCGUCAAGGGGGAGUCGCCAUACAUCAAGGAGGAGGAAGAGUUGGUUCACAUUAAAGGUUUGAGAAGAUAUCUUGUUCCUGGGCGGCACGAGCCAGAAUUUCCUGGCAUUAAAGAAGAUGUUGAGCUCCCCAAAAUCAAAGAGGAGGAGGAGCCAGAGCCCUGUCAACAGAAGCAACUUCCAAUCAAAAAGGAGGAGGAAGAUCUGCCAUGCGUUAAAGAGGAGGAGCAUAUCACUAGGUCAAAUGGUGAGCCCUUCAAAAGUGAAGGUGGUCCGAGUGAGGCCGGCAGAGGGGCGGAGCUUCCAAGCGGCAGCAGCAGCAACUCAACAGAAGGAUUGCAAGCAGACAUUUUCAUCGCUCCGUCAAACAGAAGUGGCACCACAUCACACUCACCUUACAAUGAUGAUGGCCAUAAGAAAACUCACACCGAUGACAAACUCUGCAAAUGCUCUCAGUGUGGGAAAACCUUUGUUAAUAAGUACACUUGUCGGACACAUAUGAGGAGGCACACUGGUGAAAAACCUUUUGCCUGCUCAGCUUGUGGUCAAAGAUUCAGUCGCAAGAGCACGUUAAAAGAACACACAAGAACUCACACUGGCAAAAAACCUUUUUCCUGCUCAGCUUGUGGUCAAAGAUUCAGUCGCAAGAGAACGUUAAAACAACACACAAGAACCCACACUGGCGAAAAACCUUUUUCCUGCUCAGUUUGUGGUCAAAGAUUCUCUCGAAAGCAAAACUUACUAACUCAUGAAAGAACCCACACUGGCGAAAAACCUUUUCCCUGCUCAGUUUGUGAUCAAAGAUUCACUCAAAAGCAAUAUUUGAAAGUCCACAUAAGAACCCACACUGGGGAAGAACCUUUUUCCUGCUCAGUUUGUGGUAAAAGAUUCCCUCAAAAGCAAUACUUGAAAGAACACACAAGAACCCACACUGGCGUAAAACCUUUUUCCUGCUCAGUUUGUGGUCAAGGAUUCUCUCGAAAGCAAAACUUACUAACUCAUGAAAGAACCCACACUGGCGAAAAACCUUUUUCCUGCUCAGUUUGUGACCAAAGAUUCGCUCAGAAGCAAAACUUAAAACAACACACAAGAACCCACACUGGAGAAAAACCUUUUUCCUGCUCAGUUUGUGGAAAGAGUUUUGCUUCUUUGGCAGACUUAAUAAAACACACAAGAAUCCACACUGGCGAAAAACCUUUUUCCUGCUCAGUUUGUGGUCAAAGAUCCGCUCGGAAGGAUUGGAUGAAGAGACAUGUGUGUGUUGGUGUGAGAAGUAGUUGCCAAUGACUGUUCUGCCUGUCAUCCAUGCUAGCUUCGUCAGAUUUUGCAUGCAGGUUAGGUUAGGGUUGGAGGUUACGUUCGUAUUUGUUGUACACUUUAUUUUUGUGAUUGCAUUUUUGUUUGGACGUUGCCAUUUUGUGUUUUACCUUUUCUAGCCAUCAACGUUUUUCCUUUGGUUCUCUUGCCGACUGGCAUCAUUUACAUCAUAAUGUCCCAUUCAAACUACACUUUCCACAUUUAAUAUUUGAAACCGCAGACCCCAAAUUCCAAAAAUUCAAAAUCAUUCAUAAAUAUUGUCAUUAAAUUAACAUGGAAAUUUAGAAUACAUUGUUCAAUAUUGCAAAAAUAAUAAGAAAAAAAAUACCGGGUCAAGAAUGAAUCGUUUGUGUGGGGGUUAAUGUAAAUAUAAUUUUUUAACAAUUACUAUUACUACUCGUGAUUGACAGAGUAUGAUGGCCAAAUAAAGAAAAAUGAAGAACAACAAAAAAGGUCUAUGACAGUAAAGUCGUGUUCUUACGACAAGAAUUGUUUUUUGGUUUUUAUUCUUGUACAGGCAUGAAAAUCUCUCACCUUUCGGCGAAAUUCGCCGUUUUGAAGUCAAAAAGGGCGACCUAUGUGAAUUGCAUAGA
Messenger RNA from Corythoichthys intestinalis (scribbled pipefish), 2308 nucleotides. RefSeq names its product zinc finger protein OZF-like. Gene Ontology annotation, molecular function: DNA-binding transcription repressor activity, RNA polymerase II-specific; RNA polymerase II cis-regulatory region sequence-specific DNA binding. Gene Ontology annotation, biological process: embryo development; regulation of transcription by RNA polymerase II; urogenital system development. The record is from RefSeq and is a predicted model, not a curated record. The coding region runs from base 216 to 1685 and encodes 489 amino acids. NCBI's taxonomy places the organism in Eukaryota, Metazoa, Chordata, Actinopteri, Syngnathiformes, Syngnathidae. Gene Ontology annotation, cellular component: nucleoplasm; nucleus. The transcript has 3 exons.